CCAGAGCAAAAUGAUUUGAAACAAAAACUUUUCUAGAGGCUCUAGUAGAGCUAUCAUGAGUAUACCAAGUUGCAAGAUUAUCCUGUUGGUCCUGGUUUCAUGGACACUGCUAGCAAAUCAACUGGGCUCAGAACAGCCUUGUGAUCUGAGUCCGUUCACCAUCAUCAUGAUCAGUGACAAUACUGGCUCCACAGUGAGUUCCAUCGUUCAUAUACCUGUGACUGAGGCACUGGACGGUACUCUGGUUGAAUGCUUUGCUGGUGGUGGUACUUUGUCUCCACAAGUUGGCAACACCACACUUAAUGUGAUAGAUCUAAAUAUGUCGUCUGUAACUUCCUGGAUAGCAAAUCUGAGAACUGAUGCUCUAGGGUCUGUUCUGGACUGGGACCCAUUGGACCAACCUUACCAGAGAUGUGUCACUGGCUACAGCAUCACCCUGAAUGAAACAGUGUACAAUACCACAAACACAUCUCUAUCAUUAGCUGGAGAGAGCCUCCCUUACUGUGAGACUCAGACAGUGACUGUGAAACCACUCACACUCAAUGGACUGUUAUCUUUAGACACCUUAAAUAUCACUGUGAUCAAUCCAAACUUGGUGACUCCAGCUAUAUCCACCUCCUUCAGAUUCCAAAAGGAAGUUUUGAAGCUCAAAGUAAUAGUUCAGGAUAUUUCGAUUGAUAUUGCACUCAUUCGAAUGUUUGGAUACAUAUCGAGUGGAGAGGAUUGUGUUCCUACCACAUCAUUUAAUGGGAGUUCAGUUGUAAUCGAUUUCUCAGACCAAUCUCCUGGAGAUGCUUACACAGUGUGUAUGAUGUUCAGAAACAAUGAAUGCUCUGUGUCUGCAAUCAAUUCCAUUACUGUGACUGUUCCAGCUACAAUGAUCACCAUACAAGAAGUUAGGCCAUCUGGCUCUAGUUACAUGGUCCGUUUGUCCCUCCCCUUCACCGGCUACCCUCCCAGUGACCUGCUCAUUGUCUCCACCCUCUCUCCCCCUCACUCUGACCCAAUCACCCUCCCCUUCCCGUACACAACUAACCAAAUCACAGUGAGCUUCAUCGACAUCACUGCUGGAGUCUUCUACACCUACACAAUUAGAAUUAUUCUGGCCAGCAACCAAUCAAAUGAUGUCGUUUUUCCAGUCACUGGAAAUUUCAUAUUGGCUCUACAUGUAUUAGGAGAAUCUGUGCAGUUCCUCUCUACUGGUGAAGCAAUGGCAGUCAGUGUGGCAGCUACAUUCACUAUUUCCAUAGCGAUUGGACUCUUGUUGGGGGUGUCUCUAAUGUACUGCAUUAUGUACUACAGGAAUAGGGGACACUACCCAGUAAGACAGCGACAAGAAGAAAGCAUUCAACCCACUGUGCCAAGUGGUCCUGUUUACGAAGAAGUUACUCCUAUCCAAGAACAAAUUGAGCUGAAACCGAAUGAAGCAUACGGACCAUUAUAAAACUGUACUAGUCAGGAAACCUAAACUCUUUGUAUUUGUGCACCAUAAUAAUUAUGUGCGUAAAAAGUAGAAACA
This is a messenger RNA of Halichondria panicea, 1519 nucleotides long. RefSeq lists its product as uncharacterized. Lineage: Eukaryota; Metazoa; Porifera; Demospongiae; Suberitida; Halichondriidae. Bases 56 to 1444 code for a protein of 462 amino acids. The transcript is spliced from 8 exons. The record is from RefSeq and is a predicted model, not a curated record.